Molecule: messenger RNA, 2436 nt
Organism: Lathyrus sativus (Indian pea)
Lineage: Eukaryota; Viridiplantae; Streptophyta; Magnoliopsida; Fabales; Fabaceae
Source: the annotation of a GenBank genome assembly
AUGUUAACAAUGGUGUUUAAUCCAUCCUAUACUUUUCCUUCCCCUCUUCCUAUAAAUACCAAACUUCCAUUUCAUUCCCUACAACAACGCAUUCACAAUAGUCCAGCGAUAUUGUAUCUCAAGAACAAAAAUCAACUCUCGAUUUCUGAAUUUACAAACCAAUAUCUAAAACCAACAUUUCCUUUAAUUUCAUCUUUUAAGAGAAGAGACGUUGAGUUUGAAGAAAUGACGAUCAAAGCAGCGGUUAGGGUUUCCGACGGGAAACUGAUGGUGAAGGAUCGGAUUAUUCUUAACGGAGUGUCUGACAACGUGACGGAGACAUCGGCCGAGAGAACUGGACCGGUGGACGGAGUUUUUUUAGGAGUGGAAAUGGAGAAAGAAGAAAGCAGGCACGUGGUUUCUCUCGGAAAGUUAACGGACGUUAGAUUCAUGGCGUGUUUCCGUUUCAAGUUAUGGUGGAUGGCACAAAAAAUGGGAGAUAAAGGAAGUGAAAUUCCGUUAGAAACUCAGUUUUUAUUGGUUGAAACCAAAACUGGGUCCCACCUUGAUUCUGAUAUCAUUUACACUAUUUUUCUUCCUUUAAUUGAAGGUUCAUUCAGAGCGUGUCUUCAAGGAAACGCUUAUAACGAUGCUCUUGAACUCUGUUUAGAAAGCGGUGACGUAGACACCAAAACGUCGUCGUUUUCUCAUGCUUUAUUCAUCAGCGCCGGUACUGAUCCGUUUGCCACCAUUCAUAAUGCUUUCGCGGCGGUUAGGAAGCAUCUCAACACUUUCCGUCUCCGUCACGAGAAGAAACUCCCCGGGAUUGUUGACUACUUCGGCUGGUGUACGUGGGAUGCGUUUUACCAGGAUGUUACACAGGAAGGUGUGGAGGAUGGUUUACAGUCGCUCGUCACCGGCGGAACGCCGCCUAAGUUUGUUAUUAUUGACGACGGAUGGCAGUCGGUUGCCGGCGAUGGUGAUGAUUCUUCAUCGUUGCAGAGGCUUACGGGGAUAAAAGAAAACGCUAACUUUCAAAACAAAGAGGAUCCAGAAUUAGGGAUAAAGAGCAUUGUAAACAUCGCAAAAGAAAAACACGGUGUGAAAUUCGUUUACGUUUGGCACGCUAUAACGGGUUAUUGGGGAGGGGUUCGACCGGGUUUGGAAAUGGAAGAAUACGGUUCAGUGAUGAGUUACCCUGAGAUUUCAAAGGGAGUUAGAGAGAAUGAACCAACAUGGAAAACCGAUCCAUUAGCGGUUCAGGGUUUGGGUUUAGUGAACCCAAAGAAGGUUUUCAGUUUCUAUGAUAAUUUACAUAAGUAUCUCUCGGGGGCCGGUAUCGACGGUGUUAAAGUUGACGUGCAGUGUGUUUUGGAGACACUUGGUGCGGGCUUGGGUGGUAGAGUUGAAAUUACCAAACAGUACCAUCAGGCUUUGGAUGCUUCUAUUUCUAGAAACUUCUCUGAUAACGGUUGCAUCGCCUGCAUGAGCCACAAUACUGAUGCGUUGUAUUAUUCGAAACAAACUGCUGUUGUUAGAGCUUCUGAUGAUUUCUAUCCGCGUGAUCCGGUUUCGCAUACUAUCCACAUUGCUUCUGUUGCUUACAAUAGUGUUUUCCUUGGAGAGAUUAUGCAGCCAGAUUGGGAUAUGUUUCACUCGCUUCAUCCCGCGGCUGAGUAUCACGCAUCAGCCCGGGCUAUAAGUGGCGGGCCUGUUUAUGUUAGUGAUAAGCCUGGGAAUCAUGACUAUGAUUUGUUGAAAAAGAUGGUCUUGCCUGAUGGGUCUGUGUUACGGGCUCGUUUGCCCGGAAGGCCUACUGCGGAUUGUUUGUUUAAUGAUCCGGCGCGUGAUGGGGUGAGUUUGCUUAAGAUAUGGAACAUGAAUGCUUAUGGCGGGGUGCUUGGAGUGUAUAACUGCCAAGGUGCUGCUUGGAGUGGUACUGAGAAGAAGAAUGCUUUUCACCAAAAGGAUUCUGCUGCUAUUACUGGCUAUGUUAGAGGUCGUGAUGUUCACCUCAUAUCGGAGGCUGUUGUCGGAGACGGUGAUUGGAAUGGUGACUGUGCCUUUUAUGCUCACCAUUCCGGUGAGCUUGUGAUUCUUCCUCAUAAUGUUGCUAUGCCUUUGACACUCAAGGUGUUGGAACAUGAGAUAUUUGCUGUUGCGCCUAUUAAGGUUUUGGGUGGUGAUGGACACAGGUUUGCUCCUAUUGGGCUUGUGAACAUGUUUAAUGCUGGUGGAGCGGUUGAGAGGCUCGUGUACGAUGAUGGCAUUGUUCGUUUCGAGAUUAAAGGGUGCGGCAAGUUUGGCGCUUAUUGUUCGAUUAGACCAACAAGGUGUUUGUUGAAAGACAAUGUUGUAGAUUUCGAGUAUGAUAAUGAUUCUGCAUUGCUGAGUUUCGCAAUAGAUUAUUUACCACAAGACGGACACAGUGUUCACCAAGUUCAGAUUGAGUUAUGA